Messenger RNA from Aphidius gifuensis, 498 nucleotides. RefSeq names its product zinc finger protein 91-like. The coding region runs from base 1 to 498 and encodes 165 amino acids. Gene Ontology annotation, biological process: regulation of transcription by RNA polymerase II. The record is from RefSeq and is a predicted model, not a curated record. The transcript is spliced from 2 exons. Gene Ontology annotation, cellular component: nucleus. Gene Ontology annotation, molecular function: RNA polymerase II transcription regulatory region sequence-specific DNA binding; DNA-binding transcription factor activity, RNA polymerase II-specific. NCBI's taxonomy places the organism in Eukaryota, Metazoa, Arthropoda, Insecta, Hymenoptera, Braconidae.
AUGAAUAAUAAAACAUCAGUUAAUAUUCCAUGCAGCUAUUGUAAUAAAAGUUAUCGUACCAAUUUUAGUUUACAUCGUCAUAUUGAGUUGAGACACAAAUCAUUAAAACAACAAAUCUUAAAUAAUACUGAAAUAAGAAAUAUAUUGAAUCAAACUUUAUGCAAUAGUGAUCCAAUAAAUGUAUCAAGUAUUUCAGAGGAUAAUGACAAGAAAUUUUGUUGUCCAUAUUGUCCUAAAAAAUAUAAAUCAUCUAGUGGUUUGAGUGAUCAUAAAAAAACUCAUUUAGGCAAAUAUAUUAAAUGUGAUAAAUGUACAUUUAGCACAAAUUAUCAAAGAAAUUUACGUAUACAUCAAUCAUUGGUACAUAAUAUGGCAUAUGAUUAUCAGUGUGAAUAUUGUAGUAAACAAUAUAAUAUACGUAAAGAAUUAACAAAACAUGAAAGACGGAGACAUCUUGAAUUAUUACCAGCUGAAUCAUAUUUUAAAUUAUCAUGUUAA